AAAGUAUAGCCUACUGGUUUGCUUCUUUGUCGUGACAAAAUUGGACAAUUAAUAGCUCAAAUGGAAGAAAGACCUGUGAAUGCGACAUGACGACCAACCAAUGCAGCAAGUCUUAUUUGCGCACAACUGACGGCUGUCUAGCCGAGAAAUGAAUGGGGUAUAAGUUAUAAGGGCACAACUCGUCCGUUGUCCAACUCUAGGCUCGUUUCUCUCAUCAGCUAAUAUAGGAGAUACAAACCAAAACCAAACAAGGCUGAAACAAAAAACAAGUUGGUGCUACCGGCUGUUUUUCAGUGUACACAAAGGCGAGGUAUCAGCCAUAAGGGCGAGUUUUCUCUACCAUCGACUUCCUUUCACUCGUUUGUCCAACUGCGUGAAAAUCUGAUAAUUGGGCAGUCGCAGUUUCCCCAACGCAUCACGCAGAUGAAAAGAAAUCGCGGCCGUUUAUAAAAGCCAAGCUUUGCUCUCCGGAACGUCACACAAGUCAUCAACUCUUGGCUCUGUCGACAAGUCAUCCUGACUCACGUCAUUUUCGCCGACUGCUGCAAGACACAUCGUUGCGACCCUUAUUCGCAAAUCAUGUUUCAAAUGCUCAAAAAUGUGCUGCUGAUGUUCGUCAUUCUGGUGGCCGUCACAUCAGCCGAUGAGGAAACCCAAAGGCAAGAUAUGGUAUUGGCUCCGGCCAAAUAUCAGGUCAACAUUCCCGUGACUUAUCAUUCAACCAGACACCACGGUGCGGGCUACGGAGCGAGCUACGGUGCGAGCAACGCGUACGGCUGGUACGGACACGGUGUCAAAGCUGCGGUUCGACCUCUUCCUAGUCCGUCUUACUCUCAUCACCGCUACGUCAGCAACGGAUACGGCGUUCCGCAUUCGGCGCCCAUAUUUCGAUGGGAUGCAACGCAUCCGAAAACCAAAGGAGGGAAGCGUCGACCUCACGGCCACUACGCCAAAGGCGGACACCACGGCAAAGGCGGAUACCACGCCAAAGGUGGAUAUCGCGGUAAAGCCGUCCAUGUCAUUCACGUCGUUCACACCGGCUAUGUCAAACCAGCCGGCGUGAAAGGGUCCGGUGGAUACGCAUAUAGCGCACCACCCACUCCUGCCAAGGGCGGCCCAUACAAACAGACUCCGUUCACUGCCUUCAAACCGACAAAGUUGAACGACGAAGCGGAUAACGUCGCACCUGUCGUUCCGCUAGUGACAGCCGUUGCUCCCGCUGUUGCAGCCGUUGCUCCCGCUGUUGCAGCUGCUCCCGUAGCAGCCGAAGUAGUUGCUGUUGCGCCCGUUGUUGAGCCCGUGGUCGAGCCUGUUGUUGUGCCCGUGGUCGAGCCUGUUGUUGUGCCCGUGGUCGAGCCGGCCUUUGCGCCCGUCGUGGAGGCCAUUGUCACGCCCGUCGUUACAGCCGCCCCGGUAGUGACGGCCAUUUAUACGCACGCGUACAAAACUGUCCCCACCGUUGCACCCGUAGCAGUUCCGGAGGUAGUCGUACCUGUUCCAGUCAUCCCGGAGGUCAUCGUACCGACCCCAGUAGUUGCCGAAAUUGUUGCUCCUGUAGUUGCCGAAGUUGUUGCUCCUGUAGUUGCCGAAGUUAUUGCUCCUGUAGUUGCUGAACUGGAUGCCCCUGCAGUAACUGAAGUCGUUGCUCCUGUCGAGGAAGUAGCGGUCACAGAGGUAGAGAGUGUCACGGAAGUAAGCGGGCAAGCUCCGGAAGAAGCGGACACUGCGACGGAGAACGGAGCCGAAGAAGGCAAUGAAGACGGUGACAAGAGCAAGCAGGAAGGUGGUAAAGUUAGUGAAGAAGAAGGAGGCAGCGAUGAACGUUAAAAAAAAAUAAAAUUAAAGUAAUUCGUAUGAUUCAAUGUAUCAACCCGGCUGCCGUAGUGAGACUUGCUGGAUAGGAACGUUGGUUUCACGUUGGAAACCGACAAUCUCGCUGCGUUGACGGAACUCGAUUCAUUUUCUCUUUUUCAAUUUAACUCAUUUCAGAAAUCAAUUCAGACGACUAAAUCAACAAAAGCUGUGCUAAAAAGUCACAAUUGAAAUAUGUAACAUCAUUACAAACAUGUUUUUAAAUGUCACAUUGCAUCUCAAUACUCUCACGAGUUGUACCCGUGGGAUCAUCUUUCUACACAAUACACAAACCUGUUAUUCACACAUGCAAA
Molecule: messenger RNA, 2165 nt
Organism: Daphnia magna
Lineage: Eukaryota; Metazoa; Arthropoda; Branchiopoda; Diplostraca; Daphniidae
Product: calphotin
Exons: 5
Coding region: 580-1827 (415 amino acids)
Source: RefSeq, a predicted model, not a curated record